This is a messenger RNA of Aphanomyces astaci, 1919 nucleotides long. RefSeq lists its product as hypothetical. The transcript is spliced from 4 exons. Lineage: Eukaryota; Oomycota; Saprolegniomycetes; Saprolegniales; Verrucalvaceae. The record is from RefSeq and is a predicted model, not a curated record. Bases 35 to 1204 code for a protein of 389 amino acids.
UGAGAUCGCAGUUGUCUGUUCUGACGACUCUCGGAUGAACUCGCGGGAUUCCGUGGGGUCGUACUUGACUUCGCUUCGAAAUGAGCGCAAAAUCGUCGACAAGAUCGACGAAGGCGUGCCGUUCUUUGUCCCUCAGCUGUCCAAAGUCAAAACCUCCGCCAUGUGCACAAAGACCCAGACGCACCUCUUGUUCGGGUACGAAAGACUCGUAAACCAAGGCGAGUCGUACCGCAAGCAGGGGAAUGCCGCCCUGUACACGGACGAGAAGAUGCUGGAGCGGCACAACCUCCAGAACGACCGCCAAGUGCAGGCAGCGCUGGGGCGGUUCUGGGACACGUUUGGCAGCAUCCGCAACGGCAAGUCCUCGAUCGAAGAGCUCGAGUACUGCGACGUGUUUGUCAAGUUCUUCAAGGCCCUCGUGCCCCCCCAAGAGUUUUCUGUGCCCGAAGCGCGCAUCAUUGUGGAAAAGGACUGGGCUCGCGAUGUUGGAGAAAACUGCGAGGUCAUGGCCAAGUCGACGUUUUACAAGUCUCUCUUUGAAGUGGCGGACCUGUGGACCGUGAGCAUUGGCGUGGACGAAUACACCAAAUUUCUCACCAAACUGUUUGAGCGGGUCACGAUGACUGUGUUCGACCAGGAAAAGGCGCUGUGGCUCACCAAGUUUGCCGAGUUGGACAUGAUCAAAUCGUCAUGGAAUGAUGAAAAUCAAGACAACAAGUCGCCCUCACCCAAGCGUGCCGUUGGACCCACCACAGCCGUUGCGAAACUCAAGAAGAAAUCCCAUACAAUUGCCGCGUUUAAACUCACGCCGACUCCAGAAGGGGGUGUUUUGGAUCCUUCCAAAGCCAACGACGCCCCCAAUUUGCCCGAUCUGGCGUCCCCCGAUCGGCCCCCUCGCCGCCCGUUGCGCCCCAGACCAACUCCAAAACCUGCGGACGACAUCACAGCUACCAACGACGAGCUCAAGCUGUUGAACAGUGGCGCCGAAGGCCCCACGAGUCCCGUGGCUAGCCCCGUGAAGACUUUAUCUCCGAAGAAGUCAAAACAAUUGACAGACACCACCACCAACCAAGACCGCGUCGCCAUGCCGAGCAUCUACCUGUCGCCCGACUUGGAUGUGCCUCGAGAAGACGACAUCGCUGUAAAACGCCGACAGCGGGAAAACACUAAGCUCGUCCAGCGCUUGCGACGUACGACCUACUAAGUAAGCGGCGGCGUCGACAUUGCACAGACCAACCACCCCACGUGAUACAGGUCGUCGUCUACUAUUUUGUCGAGCAUUUUUAAAACAGCCCCCCACCUCCCCCUUGUUUCUUGAGCGCUUUGUCUUUGCGCCUAUGGUUGGCCACACUGCUUUUGUUUUGCUCCUUCCUCGCGCGGUUGAUCAGCUGCUUAUUGGGAUCGUCGCCAGUUGCUGGACCUUUCUUCGCAGACGUAGUAGCAUUUGCACUAGGAGGUUGGGAGGCCGCCGCCGAUCGCUUGUCGAGCACACUCGGUGUUGAUUUCUUUUGAGGUUGUUCCUGGCGACCCCCUCGACUGUUGGCACUGGUAGCCUCCGUUGUCUUCUUCGCAGGGACGAGGCCCUGACGCAGAGGUCGUGCUGCUGGCUUGGUCUCCCCCUCAUCUCCAUCCUCGUCGUCAUCUUCGUCGUUGUCGUCUGAAGCGGUAGGCUUGUGGUUCGGGUUCCGCAUGCUCUCCCAAAACGCGUCUUCCGCUUCGCGUGCCCGGACCACCUUGUUCCGAGCGAUGAUCUCUUCGUACUCGGUCGGCUCGUCGUCAUGCACGCCAAAGGGCUCGUACUCGUCCAACUCAUCGUUGUAGUCGUCGUUGUACUCGUCUACAUGUGUUUCUUCUGUCCACGCUGGCUCUUGGUCGUACCUACGACACAAAUCACUCAAAUCAUGUCCUCACAAAAUUUA